GCGUGGACGCCGAGGCCGUCGAAACCAAAGCCAUCCGGGACGCCUUGAAGGCCGUCUUAGUAGGCAAGGACUUGAAACACAUUUCGUUGCGUGAGUGUCGCCGCCAGGUCGCUUUGAAACUCGGUUUGCAAGAGCAUGCUUUGGACCAACGCAAGCACGAGUUCAAGAGCCUGACAACCGAGGUCGUUUCGGAAACGCAGCCCGACCAGGACGCCGCGUCGCCUCUGGAGACCGUGUUGGCUGAGGCCGAGAAGCCGGACUCGUUGCAGUGGGUCUAUUUGGUGACCAUAUCGCGCGUCCUGGACGCGACCCUUCCCGACGGCCGCCAGCGCCGCGAUCUUGGCGCGAUGAGCCGGGAGGACAUCGGAAAAGCAGUGGCCGACGCAUUCAACAAUCCGAUUCCGACUGGGUCCGCGGGCGGCCGCCCUAGGAAGGAACCGGACGGCCAAGCGCUCGUGUCCAUGGCGGUGGUGUUCCAGGAGAAGCACAAAGACGGCGCGAUCCAUUUCCACGUUGCUGUGAAGCUGACUAGGUCGGGCCGUUUCCAGCAGGCCAAGCGCACUCUGCGCGAGCGCCAUUUGUUGCCGAGCCAUUUCUCUGGUUCCCACCAGCGAAUGUGGAGCGCCGUGAGGUACGGGUAUAUGGAGACCCCAGCCAAACCAGAUGUCGACGACGCCCCGUGGGCGUGGCAGCCAGACUGGGCCGGGCUCGCGCGCGAGAACGACGCCAUCGACCUCUUCGAGAUGUCGCAGGAGCCAUACAUGGCAGGCGUGUGGGUGAAGCGCCGGGAGGCCACGGACAAGGCGGCCGGGGCGAUGGGCACGCAGACGACGUUCGACCUCGUAGACUUGACUUCGACCAUCAUCGCCAAGCACUUGUGGACGAAGGGCAGCCUGAUGGCGUACGUCCAGGACCGCGGGACGAAGGCCAUGCAGCGGUUCGUCCGCAGCCGAGUGCGCAAGCUGACGGCGGACCUUGAGGAGACGAAGGAGUGGGCGUCUGCCCGCGAGAACGCGGCCUUCGUGGCGGUGGACGAUUGGACGCUCGUGUGCCGCUGCGCUGAGGCCAUGCAGUGCUCGCAAGCAGGGCCUGACUUCCGCGAGUGGGAGUUCGCCGGCCACGCGUGGGUCACAGCUCGGGGGUCAUUCAUGGAGAGCGGAACCAUCUCCGGUGAUGACCUCCCUUUCGACGACUUGUUCACUCCGAAACGGGUUCUGCGCAAGCCUGCCUUGGGCUCCUCCUUUGGACUCCGGAACCUGGCCAGCGGCACGAAGCGGUUCAUCUUCUGGGGCGACUUCCGGCCGGUUGAGUUCGCCCACGAGAAGACCGCCCCCGUCUCUUUGUUCCUGUCUCUGUUCGUCGGCCAGCACACCGAGAUCCAGGUUUCCCAGUCCUUCAACGACGGGAACAAGGGCGUCUGCUGGAACCACGGCGCCGUUUUCACGGGCAAGCUGGAGGGCCUCUGGGAGACGACGAAUAAGGUGGGUGCGGAGGACAUCCGGCACAUGCAGAACCGCGUGAGGCAGUUCCCAUUCACCUCCGUCUUGUCGGACGGCUCUUUGCAGGACGUACUCUCGUGUGCUCCGUGCAUGACCGCGUGGAGCGUCCGGGAGGCGGCAAAGUUCGACGCCGUCGGCGUUUUCCGCCCGGCGCCCGCUGCGCCGGUCGGGGCAGACGCGGGCGUGCCGCCUGUGAGCGGCUUCGACGACCUCAUGUCCGACGCGCGCAUACCCCGCGCGCAGGCAGACGCCUUGCUGGCGGAUGUCCGCGCGAUGGGUGCGGUUGCCGUGGACGAGGUGCUCCCCGCGGACUGGAUGGCGCCCCACCUCAGCAAGAGGGAGCUCGACCGCUGCUUCUCGCUCUACGCCGCUGGGAAGACCCCGGUGGAGAUACGCGACCUCGUUAGUCGGACCCGUGAGUCCCUCGACGAGACUGGGCCGGAUUUGACGACCGUCCGCCGGGCCCUCCGGGGCGCCGCGCACAGGCGUGGCCCAGGGGGGACUCGCGGCCGCAAGCCCAAGCUCACGGCCGUCAAGCUCCGCGCCUUGAACAACGCGCGGGUUCGUUUGAUUCGGGCGGCCAAGGGCGAGGCCGAGGUUCACCUCAAGGACGUGAUGAAGGCCGCGCGGGUCUCCGACGUCCACAAGGGCACGGCCUCCAGGCACUUCAAGCGCCUCGGGGUCACCUGGCGCGCCCCCCGCGCGGAGCCGCUCCACGGCUCCGCGGAGGCGGAGGAGCGCGUGGCGGCGCGUUCCGGGUGGAAGCGGCUCCCGGGCAACUAUUUCACGCACCAGGUCGAUGCCAUCAUCGACAAUAAGGUGUUCCCCAUCCCCAUGACCAAGCGGGCGAAGACGCACGCAAAGAAGAGUCGCGUUCGCGGCCACCUUCGCACCAAGGCAGAGGGGGUCCUCAAGCCUUUCACGAAGCCGAAGGGGAACCGGAACAGGGUGAACCCAGGCGCCAAGGUUCACGUGGCCGCAGCCAUCGUGAACAACAAGGUCCGCGUCUGGCACUACCUGCCCGCCCUGUGGUGCGCCGACGCAGCCUGCGAUUUCUACGCGGGCGUCCUCGCUCCCGCGCUUCGCCGUUGCCGGAAGGGGCGCCGCGCCUUCCGCAUCUUGGAGGAUAACGACCCCACGGGGUACAAGAGCAAGAAGGCCGUUGACUGCAAGCGGCGGGGUCUCAAGAUCACCCCCAUCAAGUUCCCCAAGUAUUCCCCGGACUUGAACCCCCUCGACUACUUCCUCUGGGCGGAGGUCAACCGGCGAAUGGCAGAGCAGAGCGCGCCGGCCAACGAGUCUCAGAGCGCUUGCAAGGCGCGCCUCAGGCGCGUCGCCAUGGGCAUCCCGAAGAGCGUCAUCAGGGCAGCCGUGGCUAAGAUGAAGACGAAGGCGGCGGAGGUCGUCGUGGCCGAGGGAGGCCCGCGCGGGACACAGCCUGCGUAUCAUUGCGGCUUCAUGUCGUUUGCACGUGUGUCCAGAACAUCGUGCAACGCGUUGCCCGCGCGUCUGAUGGCGCACGUCCAGGACCGCGGGACGAAGACCAUGCAGCGGUUCGUCCGCAGCCGAGUGCGCAAGCUGACGGCGGACCUUGAGGAGACGAAGGAGUGGGCGUCUGCCCGCGAGAACGCGGCCUUCGAGGCGGUGGACGAUUGGACGCUCGUGUGCCGCUGCGCUGAGGAGACAUGUCCCCAUGGCCCGGCGUGCUCGUACAGGUCAGCCGUGGAGACCAUCUUCUCCCGCAGCGCCGCUUCUUUCGACGUUCGGGAGCUCGCGGCGUCUCUGCGGGACAUUCUGAUGGUCGGCCCGAAGAAGACGACGAGGGUGCCCUUCCUGGUGGGGUCGUCGAAUUCCGGGAAGAGCACGGUGGUUUACCCUUUCGACGACUUGUUCACUCCGAAACGGGUUCUGCACAAGCCUGCCUUGGGCUCCUCCUUUGGACUCCGGAACCUGGCCAGCGGCACGAAGCGGUUCAUCUUCUGGGACGACUUCCGGCCGGUUGAGUUCGCCCACGAGAAGACCGUCCCCGUCUCUUUGUUCUUGUCUCUGUUCGUCGGCCAGCACACCGAGAUCCAGGUUUCCCAGUCCUUCAACGACGGGAACAAGGACGUCUGCUGGAACCACGGCGCCGUUUUCACGGGCAAGCUGGAGGGCCUCUGGGGGACGACGAAUAAGGUGGGUGCGGAGGACAUCCGGCACAUGCAGAACCGCGCGAGGCAGUUCCCAUUCACCUCCGUCUUGUCGGACGGCUCUUUGCAGGACGUACUCUCGUGUGCUCCGUGCAUGACCGCGUGGAUCGUCCGGGAGGCGGCAAAGUUCGACGCCGUCGGCGUUUUCCGCCCGGCGCCCGCUGCGCCGGUCGGGGCAGACGCGGGCGUGCCGCCUGUGAGCGGCUUCGACGACCUCAUGUCCGACGCGCGCAUACCCCGCGCGCAGGCAGACGCCUUGCUGGCGGAUGUCCGCGCGAUGGGUGCGGUUGCCGUGGACGAGGUGCUCCCCGCGGACUGGGUCCGUCUGAAUUCGUGGGCCUUGCUGCAGGCCCGCGCGGGCGCCGAGGCUUUUGCCGGGCCAGACCGAACCGCGCCAGGACCCGCGUCCAUGUCGACGGCGGACGCCCCAGGCUGUUGCGGUGAUCACCAGCCUUGUAGCGCCCACAGGCGCUUCGGCUCAAGCCGUUCUUACUUAAUGGGCUCUGAGGUGCUCUCAGGCUUUGAAGUGGUGCUCACAGCCGUCCUGGUGCUCAUGGCCAUUGGCGUGGACGCCGAGGCCGUCGAAACCAAAGCCAUCCGGGACGCCUUGAAGGCCGUCUUAGUAGGCAAGGACUUGAAACACAUUUCGUUGCGUGAGUGUCGCCGCCAGGUCGCUUUGAAACUCGGUUUGCAAGAGCAUGCUUUGGACCAACGCAAGCACGAGUUCAAGAGCCUGACAACCGAGGUCGUUUCGGAAACGCAGCCCGACCAGGACGCCGCGUCGCCUCUGGAGACCGUGUUGGCUGAGGCCGAGAAGCUGGACUCGUUGCAGUGGGUCUACUUGGUGACCAUAUCGCGCGUCCUGGACGCGACCCUUCCCGACGGCCGCCAGUACCGCGAUCUUGGCACAAUGAGCCGGGAGGACAUCGGAAAAGCAGUGGCCGACGCAUUCAACAAUCCGAUUCCGACUGGGUCCGCGGGCGGCCGCCCUAGGAAGGAACCGGACGGCCAAGCGCUCGUGCCCAUGGCGGUGGUGUUCCAGGAGAAGCACAAAGACGGCGCGAUCCAUUUCCACGUUGCUGUGAAGCUGACUAGGUCGGGCCGUUUCCAGCAGGCCAAGCGCACUCUGCGUGAGCGCCAUUUGUUGCCGAGCCAUUUCUCUGGUUCCCACCAGCGAAUGUGGAGCGCCGUGAGGUACGGGUAUAUGGAGACCCCAGCCAAACCAGAUGUCGACGACGCCCCGUGGGUGUGGCAGCCAGACUGGGCCGGGUUCGCGCGCGAGAACGACGCCAUCGACCUAUUCGAGAGGUCGCAGGAGCCAUGCAUGGCAGGCGUGUGGGUGAAGCGCCGGGAGGCCACGGACAAGGAGGCCGGGGCGAUGGGCACGAAGACGACGUUCGACCUCGUAGACUUGACCUCGACCAUCAUCGCCAAGCACUUGUGGACGAAGGGCAGCCUGAUGGCGCACGUCCAGGACCGCGGGACGAAGGCCAUGCAGCGGUUCGUCCGCAGCCGAGCGCGCAAGCUGACGGCGGACCUUGAGGAGACGAAGGAGUGGGCGUCUGCCCGCGAGAACGCGGCCUUCGAGGCGGUGGACGAUUGGACGCUCAGGUGCCGCUGCGCUGAGGAGACAUGUCCCCAUGGCCCGGCGUGCUCGUACAGGUCAGCCGUGGGGACCAUCUUCUCCCGCAACGCCGCUUCUUUCGACGUUCGGGAGCUCGCGGCGUCUCUGCGGGACAUUCUGAUGGUCGGCCCGAAGAAGACGACGAGGGUGCCCUUCCUGGUGGGGCCGUCGAAUUCCGGGAAGAGCACGGUAGUUUACCCUUUCGACGACUUGUUCACUCCGAAACGGGUUCUGCACAAGCCUACCUUGGGCUCCUCCUUUGGACUCCGGAACCUGGCCAGCGGCACGAAGCGGUUCAUCUUCUGGGGCGACUUCCGGCCGGUUGAGUUCGCCCACGAGAAGACCGUCCCCGUCUCUUCGUUCCUGUCUCUGUUCGUCGGCCAGCACACCGAGAUCCAGGUUUCCCAGUCCUUCAACGACGGGAACAAGGGCGUCUGCUGGAACCACGGCGCCGUUUUCACGGGCAAGCUGGAGGGCCUCUGGGAGACGACGAAUAUGGUGGGUGCGGAGGACAUCCGGCACAUGCAGAACCGCGUGAGGCAGUUCCCAUUCACCUCCGUCUUGUCGGACGGCUCUUUGCAGGACGUACUCUCGCGUGGUCCGUGCAUGACCGCGUGGAGCGUCCGGGAGGCGGCAAAGUUCGACGCCGUCGGCGUUUUCCGCCCGGCGCCCGCUGCGCCGGUCGGGGCAGACGCGGGCGUGCCGCCUGUGAGCGGCUUCGACGACCUCAUGUCCGACGCGCGCAUACCCCGCGCGCAGGCAGACGCCUUGCUGGCGGAUGUCCGCGCGAUGGGUGCGGUUGCCGUGGACGAGGUGCUCUCCGCGGACUGGGUCCGUCUGAAUUCGUGGGCCUUGCUGCUCCCGCUCCAGAAGCGCAGAGCUCCUGAGCUGGAGGAGCCAGAUCGCCGCGACUGGAUCAGGGGCAGGCAGGAGACGUGA
This is a messenger RNA of Prorocentrum cordatum, 6251 nucleotides long. The record is from the annotation of a GenBank genome assembly. NCBI's taxonomy places the organism in Eukaryota, Dinophyceae, Prorocentrales, Prorocentraceae.